This is a messenger RNA of Lodderomyces jiufengensis, 1440 nucleotides long. RefSeq lists its product as uncharacterized. The transcript has a single exon. Lineage: Eukaryota; Fungi; Ascomycota; Pichiomycetes; Serinales; Debaryomycetaceae. The coding region runs from base 1 to 1440 and encodes 479 amino acids. The record is from RefSeq and is a predicted model, not a curated record. Gene Ontology annotation, molecular function: alpha-1,6-mannosyltransferase activity. Gene Ontology annotation, cellular component: mannan polymerase complex. Gene Ontology annotation, biological process: cell wall mannoprotein biosynthetic process; protein N-linked glycosylation.
AUGAAUAAUAUAGGAGUUAGAAAAUAUAAUUUAUAUUUAGCUAUUGGAUUAUUAUUUAUAUUUAUAAUCUUUAUAUUUAAUAUAGAAAAUAUAAAAUCAACUUAUUCAAAUGAAUCAACAACAUUUUCAAGUGCUGCAGCAUUAGCAAAAGCAGGUAUACCAGUUGGAUAUAAAAAACCACCACCACCACCAGAACAACAACCACUGGGUACUAAUUCUUUAGUAAAUUCAAAACAAACUAUAAAACCAACUACAAAAAAUUCAGGUUCAGGUUCAGGUGGAAUAACUGGAUUAGCUACAUCAUUAUUAUCUUAUGAUAAUGAAGAAGAAGAAGUACCAAUAAUUAAAACAGAACAUAGAAUUUUCAAUAAAGAAGAAUAUAUUGAUGAUUUAUAUAAAUAUACUAAAAUAAUUUAUAAACAACCAAAUUUACUCAAAACAAUUCAUUCAUCAUCUUCAAAACCUACAAUAUUAAUAUUAUCAACUAUAUCAAAACAUCUUCCAUAUGGACCAGAUCGAACUAUCGCUGAUUUUAUAAAAACCAUUAAUAGUUUAAUUUAUGAUAUAACAAAAAAUCAACCACAAGAUACUUCAAAAACUUCAAGUGGUGGACCAUCAAAUUAUAAAUUUUCACUUGGAUUAUCAAUUAAUUCUCCACUGGAAUUUGAAGAAUUACAAAAAUUUAUUGAAAUAAAUGAUGUUAAAUUUUUUAAAAGAUUUGAUAAAAUUACAUUAUUAUCAAGUCCAGAAAUGGAAAAUCAACAUGAAAUUAAAUUUGAAAAUGAUAUUACAGAAGAAGUUGAAUUAAAUAGAGAUAAUAGACAUGAUGAUCAUAAACAAAGAGUACGUCGAAGAAUUAUUGCCAAAAAUCGUAAUUUUUUAAUUUCAAAUAGUUUAGAAAUUGAACAAUUUACAUUAUUUUUAGAUUCAGAUAUUGUUAAAUUUGAUAAUUCAUUAAAUUUUAUUGAUAUCUUGGUGAAUUCAAAUAAAGAUAUUAUUGUUCCACGUAUAAAAAGAGGUGAUUUUAUAACUGAUUAUGAUAGAAAUUCUUGGAAAGGUUUAAGAACUAAACCAAAUGAAGAACAAUUAGCAAUAAUGGAUUCCAACGUGUGGUCAAAAUUCGAUUAUGUGCCACAAGAUAUACCAGGAUCAACUUGGCAUUUUGCAGAUUUUGAUUCAAAUCCAGAUUCACACACUGAAGAAGAAAAAAAAUUAAAUCAUGUUGUUCCAUUAGAUUCUGUUGGUGGUGCUGUUUUAUUUUUUAAAUCUAUUAUUUAUAAACAAGGUGUUAUUUUCCCAGCAAGUUAUUUAAUUGGUACUAGUUGGGAAAGAAUGGAAGGUUAUGAUGGUAUUGAAACUGAAGGUGUUUGUUAUUUAGCUAAACCUUUAGGUUAUAGUUGUUGGGGUAUGCCUAAUCUCAAUGCUUAUCAUGUUGCUUAA